Molecule: messenger RNA, 2194 nt
Organism: Pocillopora meandrina
Lineage: Eukaryota; Metazoa; Cnidaria; Anthozoa; Scleractinia; Pocilloporidae
Source: the annotation of a GenBank genome assembly
AUGGAAAUUCAAGAGAACGAAAGACGACCGAAACUCUAUUCCCUCUCCGUUUUUAACUCUAGCUCCCAUGACUCAGCACAAGUCAUCAGGGUAAGAAAGUGCGAUUUUAGCAGUCUACGGCAAUAAAAAUUAAAAAUUUGUCGCCGAACAAAUAAAAAAGACCAUUAAUGAACAAUCACCUUUUUGCGCUCUCGUUUUCUCGUCUAAUUUCAAACGUUUGACUGUUUGAAGAGGUUAGUGAUCACUGAUCAUUGCCAAUACUUGAUCAGUGUUUGCUUAGCCAUUUUAAGCUAAAUGAACCUUAAAGACUAUCAAGAAAGGAAAACGAAUCCUUGCCAUAGACGACAGAGAUUUCAGCGCUUCCCUGAGUUCUUUAGAUUCAAGAUCAUGGAAGAAAAAAGUAAAUUGGUUGCGUUACUAUUCCUCGGACUCCUUUGCGAUUCAAAAAGCGUUAGAAUCUUUCAUAAAGACAGGGGAGAGUCUACCUUACACCCCGAUGUCCUUUCUUCGCUAAGGAAAGCAAUAGGAGCACAGUUGCUGACAAUUCAUGCACUUUUAACUUAAUCCUGUUCGGAAAGUGCCGAGAAGGAAUGUUGAUGAUCGCGUAGAAUGCUAUUACGAUGAAAAAUAUAGCAACUUCUGUUCGCCGUUGAAACUUUCAAGUGUGUUAUUAUCAAGACCUUCUCGCCAUGCGACUGAGAAUGAGUAUUGACCCAUUAUCAUCAUUAUUUUUCAUCAUAUUCAUCAAAUCUCUUUUAUCAGGUAUUACUACUCUAAAGCCCAGUGUUUCGGCGGCCAACAAGGUUGUGAUAGCAAGAAAAGGUUUCAAUGUAACCUUGAUUUCGCCUUGCCAGGAAGGUUACAUCUCUUACAACCUCAGACUCCUGGGAAAUCAAAGGACUAGAAUUAAUAAAAAGUUACAACAGAGUAGAAAUUCUUUAGCCACACUGCUGAAAAAUGACUAAUUCGUACCACAGUGGCUGACUUCAGUAUUACCAAAAGUUUUUUUAAAAAGCCACAGACUGAGAAAUGAAUGUAUAAGUAUAUACAAAUAAUUUGUGUCCCACCUUUCUUUGAAGCUAUGCACUCUCAUCCCGUCCAUCUCAGAGAGCGACUACGAACUCCUCUUGUGUCCAUGAAAGUUUUAAUUUCGUAUUGUUUCUUUUACCUUUUUCUUAAACCAGGUGUUAUUGCUCUGAGGCCCAAGAUCUCCGUGGUCGAUAAGGCUGUUGUUGCACAAAAAGGUUCCACAGAAACCUUGAUAUGCUCUGCCACGAGGGUUAGAAAACUUUCAACCUCAAGCUCUUGGGAAUUCAACGGACAAGAAAUAAAGAAAAGAAACAACAAAAUAAUAAUACCAGAGCCACACUAUCAAACAGAUAAAAGAAAAGGAAACUUUACUUUAACCAUCAAGAAUGUUUCGGACACAGAUGUUGGUACAUACACCUGCAAAGUCUCCAAAAUAAACCUUGACGAGAUGCUUGAGGCAAAGGAGAAUAUAGAGCUGUCAAUUCAGGAAGAAAGUGAGUUUAACCAACAUUUCUCUUCUCUUUUACCUUAAAAGGUGCUGCAGCUCAUUCUCAUUUUUCGUCACUUAGGGGAGAAAGGAGAAUAACAUCCGGUCUUCAUGACAAACAACACAUCAAAACACACGUCCCUCACUCCCUGGAAAGUCGCUUGAGUUCCUUCCAUCUCUCCAUCCCUCCCUACCUCGAUCUCCACCUCAUCCAAGACAAUAGAAAUGUGAGAGCCCGUUUAGCGUCUAUCUCUUUUUUAACCUUAUGAAUCGCAUACAUGUAACGUGAAUGAUUCAGGCUGAGUUUGAAAAACGCAGAAAGCGUGAUGAAACCUUGAUGUGUAAAAUUGGUGUCUUGUCCAUUAGGGUGUUCUUCUCAAUAAAUGUCACUCUUCAUUGGGGCGGGUAUCGAAGGCAGGCUCAACUCCAUAAGUAAACUGCAAGGUUCUCAUCUCAGAUCUACUUUCAUGUGUAUCUGAAAGUGUACAUAAGUCAAUCCAUUACCGAUACUUUUUUCUUCUACCAGUACUCAACGUCACUUCCACGCAGACAAACAUCGCCCUCGACGAAGGAAGCACAAUAACUCUCACUUGCAGUGUCAUCUUUUCAGAGGCUUUCGCUGUGGUCGUGUACUGGCUUUUGAACGGAAAAAUAGCAUCUAAACCUGAAGUAUUGCAC